AAAAAUGGCGUCCACCCCGCGGCGAAGGCGUGGCUACCCGUUGCCAGGGGCAACCGCCGUCCAAUGAAAGCGGCGAAGGCGUCGCUACCCGUUGCCAGGGGCAACCGCCGUCCAAUGAAAGCAACGUGGACGAGAGGGUGCUCCAGAAUGUCAUCGAGGCCUGAGUGGCUGACCGGGCUGGCCCAUCGGGCCGCCCCACCACGUCCCCAGCCGUGCAACUCUUCGCCGGCACUGACCCGUGGAGGGAAGCGCGAGUCCAGCGUGAGCCCCAGGGCCGUGACGCAGCUCCCCGUGGCCAAGACGCGGCGGCCUCGGCACUCAAAAGCGGUCUCGCGCCACAACAGGGAUGAUGGCAUCAAGUCUGACAGGACCGACAGCGAUUCAUGCAGCUACACGGAUCCGAGUGGCCUUGAGGAGGACGAGGAGGGCUUCUGUGACGAUGAGAGGCGUGCGCUGGACCGUGCGGCGGUGCACGAGGACUCGGGCCUGGGCUCCAGCGUCACUGACGACGGCACGGUGUCCCGUGAGGCAGGCGGCGAGGGGUUGGAUGCUCCGGGCAGCUCUGUCAGAAGUUGCCCGGGAUCGGACGCGAGCGUGGCGGCGUGGUCCCGAACAUCCGUGGACUUGGACGACUCUCCCUUCCUGCCGGCUGUGACGAGCAGCUGGAAGCGAGACGAGGACUCUGCGGAUUUGGCGAAAUCCGGCCGACAUAACUUUGCUGCAGGGGAGCGUAACACCCUGGAUGAACUUUUGGGCAAAAAGGCAGAGGCCGUCGAAAGCGGCGUGGGCAUGGGGACAGAAUGCGGUGGUGCCGUGGGCACGCGGCGACCGGACGUGUCCGGCCACGUUGCCCUCCCCGACGCCAGCUUGUUCUCGCCGACUACGGAGAAGCGAGACUCUGGAAUCAGACUCACGCCGAACUCCUCCAUCCUCGACUACGGCGACGACGGCGACACGAGCGGCCGCGACUCUCUGGAUGGUGCCCGCGCGUCGACGUCGCUCUCGCCGCCAUUCCUGAAGACGCCGCAGCCAAACCGCAGGGGCCGCGAGCGCGGCGCCAGUUCCGUGUUCCGCACGCCAGUGACGGCGCUCGCGCGCACGUUCAACCUGGACCCGUCAUCCCCCGGCGGCUUGCGGUGCUCUCCCUCGCUGGGCGGCAGGGACGCGGUGCCAGGCUCUCCCGCGGUCGACGACGACGGCAGCUUUCGCUGCGUUUUCUCGGAAAGGGGCCGCGUCGUUACGGAGGGCGGCAACGACGCGGAUGAGCGCAGCCUGGACGGCUCGGGCGACGACCUCACGCCGGACCUGUGGCCACGUAGCCGCAGACUGGGCCGCUUGCAGAGCCCCUCUACCAUCCGCGAAGGCGGCUCCCGGUCGGACGUCGAUGACGGCCGGGCGAACGUACAGGUGGCGCGGCACGCGGAGGAGGCGGCGGCGGCGUCCGGGUCGCCGAGCUGCCGUCGAGUGGUGAACACGCGCAGCCAGCGGAGGAUGGUCACGGCGAGAGACGGCGUCGCCAGUGCCGCCUUGAGAAACGCCGCCGUGCACACGGCGCCCCCGUGCGUGUCGCGCCAUGCCACGCCACCCACGCGCGCUGGCGUGGUGAGCGCCGAUGCGGUGCUCACGCCCGCCCUGAGGCUGCAGCAGGAGGUGGCGUGGCGGUUCUGUCAGGGCCUGCAGGAGGCCACGCCUGUGGGGGCUUCGGGUCGAGCAUCGACGUCGGCGUGGAGGCACAGCCCGGCGCAGCUCAACGACGCGAUGAAGCAGGCGCUCGCUUCCGUGCCCGUCGCCCUGAGGGAGAGCCCCUCGCUCAAGCAACUCAUUGGACGUGAGAUGGGCUGCAAGUUCCUCGACAUAAUCGCCGCGCUGGAGGAGAAGGGCCUCAGGCGCGUGGUGUGCCAGCUGCUUGGCUACCUGUCGGCGGCGGACCACGACAGGUUGUGCCAAGUGAGCGCAGUGUGGCGCGCUGCCGUGGACUGGGGGCGGGCGCUGGGGCUCUUGACUCCCAAACCGGUGCCCGUGAUCUGGCACAAGGUACGUGUGGGGCCAGUGAGCGUCAACGACUCCAGCCGCUUGGUGUGCGGCCACGCAGAAGUCACGUCAUUUACGAGAACGUACCAAACCCGUGGGCAGGCGACGACGUGGCUGACGCACGUUGGCACCAGCCGGUGCCCAGGGGCAGUCCCUUGGUACCGUCCGGCCAAAGCCUCGCGACGCCGUCGCCCACGAAUGGGCAGGCGGCGAGCAGCCGAGCGAGCAGCCAGCACGAGCGCUUCGUGGCGGUGGGCCGCACGCUCCACAGCGACGAGUCGCUGCGCAAGUGCCCGCGCUGCCAGUCUCCGGCGCGCUUGCGCCGCGCGGAGGAGCGGGCGCUGUGCACGCGGGAGUCGUGCGCGUACGACUUCUGCGCGACCUGCUGGUGCCCGUGGCACGGGUCACGCCCGUGCAGUCCCGCGCGGACGGCGCGCCGGGGGCCGUCGGAGGCGCUGCCCGGCACCAAGCGGAGCAAGCGCAACCUGAGGCGGCUGUGACGCGGCGGGGCCCGGGGGGGUUGGUGGCGGUGGGGAGGAGGAGAGCUGCCAACUCGGACGUUUCAUUUCUUCCGCCGAGAGAUGUUUGAAUGUGCGCCACACCGGCUAUGGUCACGACCCCCGCCACCGCCACCACGCCCCCCCCCCACCGCCCCCCAACCUGGACACGCCUGUGGACACCUCAAGUCGACCGGGUUAGGUCGAUGGACUCGGUGCCUGCGUCGCCUUCGUGUUGUCGGCCUCUCAACGAGGUCACUGGAUACUUUUAUCGAAGACUAGGUGAGAGAUUGAGAGGAAUGCCUCUAUUGCUAGUGUGACCUGGGUAAGCGACAUUAGUUUUUAAACUAAAUACAAAAGUCAGUCCUAAAGGAAUGAGUUUUACAUUUAGAAAUGAAAGAACAUGGCAUCCAGCUGCUUGUGAGAUCCCUUCAAGUGAUCUCCUCGCCACACGACCAGCACGCACAACACUUCGCUAUCGCACGUCCUGCUGUACAGAUGUUCAUCGUAUGCCGAUCAAACCGAAAUGUUUAAUUCUCAGAGCUGGAAAUUUGGAAGAUUAUGUGAAAAGCCAAAUAUAAUGAUGGUUUUCGUGCAUACAAUGUGUUAACUUACCUGUGCUGUGCAUUAUCUGAUGUACAUAUCAGAUUAUGAUGGCAAACGCGGUUAAAUGAAGUGAAUACCAAGGGUUCGUGAAUUUCGAUUCGACCUAUGAGAUGGUCACCUCCUUUCGCCAAAUAGGUUCAGAAGGUGGCAUUUUCGGGAAGAAGAAGAAAACACGAGGCCUUGUGGUCUAACGAACGUGAAUAUGACGUGAAUCGCAGGCUGCGUAUGUACGCACGUGCCCGCGUCUCUCCUCCCAUCGCGUGGCUCGGCUCGGGAUGGAGUUGGAUUUUAAAGCGCGUCGCUGAAGAAUUCCUGGCGCCGACGUGCGGAGGGGAAGUUGUCCGCGUCGCCGCGAAUGCGUUGGGCAGCUAGCGCCUCGUGUGCACUGGACAACGGACGGCACAUCUGUCGGCGCGUAUUGGUGAUGCUCGCGGGAUGACAGACUGCACGAGCGCGAUCAACAAACGCCGCCUUUGCGCGCGAAGCGUUACGUGGAAUGGAACGGUGCUGACACGGCUGUCGUUUCCGUCGUGGCUCCUUCGAGCACGGAGGAACAUUGGGAACGUUUGUCGUCUUGCCACUGAAUACCGUCACUUUAUUAGGAAGAAUGUGUUGAUUGCAGUCGUCGAAGUGUUCUCUGUCAUUGCCUCAAGGCCAGUUGGUGGGUUGGCCGCAGUUGGUGAGAUGUUAGAAGGUUAAGAAACUUGACGGUGGCCACCCGCUUGGCACGGUGUUACUCACGGUCGUGCAAAGCAGUCGUGGUGAUUACCCAGCGGUAGCCGGCGAUGAUCUCCUUAAGAGACAGCCGCUGUCACAGUAUGCAGGCUGCGUGUGGACAAAGCGAGCGGACACUGCACACGGUGUUACAAAUGUUCUAAGGGUGACGUUCUGAAGGGAGUUGACAUUCUGCGCCCUAUCUGGAGCAAUGAAGACUGACCAGCAUUGGAGCUGAUGUGCGUGUGUACAGCACUGCUUUGGCAAUCCCUAUGUAAGUCGCGGCGAGCGUCACCCGAUGUGCUCAGGAUAAGGAUGACACGUGCAUUAAUGCGUUAUGUAUAUAAUUCUGCAAUCGUAAUCGCAUGUACGGUGUAAACUUGAGCUUUGUAUUUGCCUGGUUAGUGUUUGUAAAGGUUCGGAGUUUUUGGUGAAUCUGGAUCAUCUGGUUUCUGUCGACCGAGCGGCGUCAUGCGCACAGCCUCAUUUCCCCAAGGUCUUGUUCACAAUUUGAACGCAAAUUUUAAUCCCAUAGUCCACAUUUAGACGAAUGUUUAUGCGAUCAAGAUGCUGUGAAUGGCCCAGUGCCUCCCACGUAGUUACUGGAAAAGUAACAACUUUAAAGCCCAAUUUUAACCAUUAAAUAUUGUUAAUGUCCACACAUGGCUCCUCAGCAUAACGGACUAGUCAUUUUAAUCUGUUCGUUGUUUUCUUAUUGAAUAGUAUUCCCUCUCUGAACCGUUCCGGAGAUGCUGGUGAAUAGCCAAUGUCGCGGAGAAUGAAAACCGAUCAUUUUAAUUAAUGACCUUAAAUAAUCAAUCUCGUCACUUUAUCACAUUCUUCCUCGGUCACUUGAUCUCAUAUCACUUUCUGUCUGUCUCGAUGCGGCCGUGCAGCGUUCCAGAUGCGAUUCAACGGAUAGCCCAAAGUCACGGACAACACAUUCGUGAAUGGCGAGGGAGCGCUGUGUUUAAUGUUGUUAAGUCGACUUGAGACAUUGCUGUGCCACGUGCCUUAUACGCCUGUGUGUGUGUCUGUGAGACGGGCAGUUUCCCAUCUCUGCAUCACUGCCUUGCCACGUGGACCGACCCUUGUUCUGCUUCAGCUCGACCCACUCGGCCUUUUACGUGAAAGACCGUGACAACCCCUUUCAAGUGAAACGGCUUAUAAUAGUUGUAACAUUAUAUUGCCCACCAACCCUGGGGUCGGUCAGAGCUUUGCAGCAUUUGAGAAAUAAGUAAGUUUGUAACCUGUUUCUAUGCAAUGAUUAGUCCUAUCGGUUGCAAUAAACUUGCUUAUUUCUCCUAAUCUAAAAUGUAUCUGGAGGCAAGGAUUUGGACUUUAUUUUUAAUGGUUGGACUUGAAGCUGAAAAACUGCGAGUAUGAGAGGCCACUCGUGACACGUGAUGAAUGUAUUUUCAUACAAUCACUUUUUUAAUGUUUUCUUUGUGUUGCCGUGAAUGCUCAAAGAAAUCCGAGUGAAGGUUUUUUAAAAUUAAUUUAUGAUGUGUGAUAUUGUACCUUCAUUUACAGCGUGCAGUUUUAAUAAAGUGUCGUUAAAUUUCGAUUCAAAGCUUUCGUGACUGCA
Lethenteron reissneri (Far Eastern brook lamprey) is the source of this 5436-nucleotide messenger RNA. Its product is annotated as F-box only protein 43-like. Gene Ontology annotation, biological process: regulation of mitotic nuclear division; negative regulation of meiotic nuclear division. Gene Ontology annotation, cellular component: nucleus. The record is from RefSeq and is a predicted model, not a curated record. NCBI's taxonomy places the organism in Eukaryota, Metazoa, Chordata, Hyperoartia, Petromyzontiformes, Petromyzontidae.